CUACAACAUCAUAUCCAUAAGUAAGAGGCUCAGCGUAACAUAUAAAACAUCCUGUGCCUCGCUGCCACUGAGCAAAUCGUCGCCACUCUUCACUCGCCACUCGCCUGUGACCACCCGACAUGUAUCGCCAGCUCGUCGCACAAGUUUGUCUGCUUGUCUAUGCCAGCGCGUAUGGAGAUGACGGGCGGCGCGCGGGCCCGGCGGCAGGCACGCUCAGCUCGGUGGGCUCGUUCGAACGCUCGCCGCCGCUGUUCCGGCCCGGCUCGCAGGCGUACGUGGUAUCGCAGUACAUAAAGCCGAAGCCACCGCACCAGUACUGGGAGGAGGAGACGUCACUGGCGCUAGUGCCGGAGACGCGCAACUGCUUGCUGUGUGAGGCGCAGGACUCCGGCGCCUGCCGCGCUAUGCCGUCCUGCGUCUACUGCGAGCCCACAGUGACCGCACUGUGUGAGCGCAGCACGCCAUGCCUACGCUGCACCGUAAUCAAGAACCCGUUCUUCAAAUGCAUCCCCGGGGAGAAGUACAUGGACGAGUGCGACUCGUGCCGCUGCACCGACGGCCACGGAGGCUGGUGCACCAACCAGUUCUGCGAGUUCCGCGCCCUCCAUCUCUACGCUAUCAAACUAUCCGACGGAGAGUUCUACUGACACCAACCACGUCUCAUCAAACAUCCUGACAUACUUAUUACAUUGUCAUGUUACAGGAUUGAGUUAAAAUUUAAUCUAAUACAUUUUAAUAAAAAAGAGAACCACAUUUUACUAGAUGUUACAAUGUUAGUUUGACGUGGCUUGAUCUUAAUAACGUUUUUUUUUUAUCUAAUAGAAUCUCACAACAU
This is a messenger RNA of Papilio xuthus (Asian swallowtail), 835 nucleotides long. RefSeq lists its product as uncharacterized. The transcript has 4 exons. Lineage: Eukaryota; Metazoa; Arthropoda; Insecta; Lepidoptera; Papilionidae. Gene Ontology annotation, molecular function: peptidase inhibitor activity. Bases 120 to 647 code for a protein of 175 amino acids. The record is from RefSeq and is a predicted model, not a curated record.